Molecule: messenger RNA, 205 nt
Organism: Adineta ricciae
Lineage: Eukaryota; Metazoa; Rotifera; Eurotatoria; Adinetida; Adinetidae
Source: the annotation of a GenBank genome assembly
GACACCAGUACCAGCACCGGCACCAGUACCAGCACCGGCACCAGCACCGACACCAGUACCAGCACCGGCACCAGCACCGACACCAGUACCAGCACUACCACCAGUACCAGUACCAUUACUACUACCACCACCACCACCUCGAUCCUUGGUAAGUCAAAUGUGUCUUGUAGAUACCAUAGUUCGAGUGUUAAGUAUGUCUCCUUAA